AUGCUUAGAGGUCGUGUGCCUUCCAACCUCUACUCUCACCUCAAUGCACUGCGGUAUUCAACCAAGCCUCACCAGCCACCUCCAUGGCGACCUUCUGUCGUGCUUGAUGAGUGGGUAGACAGAGACGUGCGUCCAAUUAGUCUGCGCCAAUUGACAUUUUUUGGUCGCACUCUGACUGAGUCUCGCUUGAUAAGCUCUGCCAAUUAUGUUCGAACUGAGCUGCCCACAAGACUCGCUCAUCGUCUGCGCGACAUGCAAAAGCUGCCAUACGUGGUUGUCUCGAACCCUCAUAUCUCGAUCGUGUACGAACUCUAUUACAAAGCCUUUGAGAAAAGUAGGAGGGUUCCUGAGAUUAUCACCCUGGAUGACAAUGACCGCUUCUGUGAGGUCUUGCGGGAGAUGCUGAAAGAACAUCUAGCCGUGAUUCCGAAUCUUGCCAUGGGAGUCCUCGAAUGCCAGGGACUUGUGAAACCAGACGAACUGGAUAGAUUCAUGAACACUAUGCUUCGUGCUAGAAUAUCGCGCCGCGUAAUUGCAGAACAACAGCUUGCUUUGACAGAAACUUUCAAUUCGCCGGACCAUUUCCCCGACUCGGCUGCCAGCACUGAUCUCAACGCUGAUUUCGUUGGCGAAGUUUUUCUCAAGUGCAAUGCAAAAGACGUUGUCGAGCGAUGUGGAAAGUUCGCACAAGAAUUGAUGCGUCAGAGCUCUGGGUCUAACAAAAUUCCCUCAAUUAAUGUCAAGGGACACCUCUCAACCACUUUCCCGUACAUUCUUGGCCACUUAGAGUACAUCGUUGGCGAGCUUCUGCGAAAUUCCAUUCAAGCUGUUAUGGAAAAGUAUCGAGAUUCACCCUUGGAACCUCCUUCAAUUGAGGUCCUUAUCUGCGAAGCGCCACAACAUGUCAUCCUGCGCAUAUCCGAUCAGGGUGGAGGCGUUCCUAGGGAGAUCUUUCCGCACUUGUGGUCAUUCAGCAAAGGGCCACGGACUCGGGAUCGCCUAGAGAAUCUCGGUCAGGUGCCAACCCUCGCUGCGACCAUGCAGGAACUUGAGCUUCCUCACGAUAAAAAGGCCGUCAAUAAAGAUCCCUUACACGAAGGGUCCUUGGCCACAUUGAGUUCACGCUCACCGAAUCUUCGUCUGGGUAUGGGCCUGCCUAUGAGCAGGGUCUAUGCCGAAUACUGGGCUGGGAGCCUAGAACUGCACAGCCUGGAAGGGUAUGGAGUGGACGCUUUUCUACAGAUCUCAAAGCUCGGCAACAAGAACGAGCAAGUUACCACGCGGGCUUCGGUGGAUGCAGUUUGA
Molecule: messenger RNA, 1305 nt
Organism: Talaromyces atroroseus
Lineage: Eukaryota; Fungi; Ascomycota; Eurotiomycetes; Eurotiales; Trichocomaceae
Exons: 4
Coding region: 1-1305 (434 amino acids)
Biological process (GO): protein phosphorylation; regulation of glucose metabolic process
Cellular component (GO): mitochondrion
Molecular function (GO): pyruvate dehydrogenase (acetyl-transferring) kinase activity
Source: RefSeq, a predicted model, not a curated record